Molecule: messenger RNA, 2543 nt
Organism: Drosophila eugracilis
Lineage: Eukaryota; Metazoa; Arthropoda; Insecta; Diptera; Drosophilidae
Gene: Tpr2
Product: dnaJ homolog subfamily C member 7
Exons: 4
Coding region: 376-1920 (514 amino acids)
Molecular function (GO): protein binding
Source: RefSeq, a predicted model, not a curated record
ACAGCACUACCUUUUGUUCCAGCUCUAACUCGCAUCGCACGCUUUUUUCCGUCUGUUCGGGUCGUUUGGCUUUAAGAAAUACAAAUUUCAAAAUUAACAACUAAUUAGCCAGUAACGUGCGAAUAAAUCGGAACUAAACGCGGAAGAUCGAUUGCUAGAACACAACAAUAAGAAAGUACUAGAAAUCCGGAAAGUCUUUUUUAUCACAACGCGCGUGCGAAACAAAUACACAGGCCCAAACGCACACCCACAUACGCAUUUGCCACUGACGCAAAAGCGAGGAAAACAGUGAAAAAAAAGGAAUUGACAAAUAACAACGUUUGCCAAGCACUGGACUCUUGUCGCUGUUGUUGUUUAACGUAGGAACUGCCACGCAUGGACGACGAAAUCAUCGAAAUAAGCGAUAGCGAACGCGAGGAAAUCUCUUCCAGUUCAGAUAUGGACGUUGAAAUAACGAUGGAGCAGCCGGGGAUCGACGUCAAAGUCGAGGCGGACGAGGAAAUUGUGCCCAAGGACGCGGCAACCAUUGCCGAAGAGAAAAAGAAACUGGGCAACGACCAAUACAAGGCGCAAAACUAUCAGAAUGCACUCAAGCUCUACACUGAUGCCAUAUCGUUGUGUCCGGACUCGGCGGCAUACUAUGGAAAUCGGGCUGCCUGCUACAUGAUGUUGCUGAACUAUAAUAGCGCCCUGUCCGAUGCCCGCCACGCCAUCCGCAUCGAUCCUGGUUUCGAAAAGGCCUACGUCCGGAUAGCCAAGUGCUGUCUGGCUUUGGGCGAUAUCAUUGGUACGGAACAGGCGGUCAAAAUGGUCAACGAGCUGAAUUCACAGAGCACGGCUGUUAGUGGUGAAGAGGCAGCGGCCCAAAAGUUGCGCCAACUGGAGGCCACCAUUCAGACCAACUACGACACAAAGGCUUACCGCAAUGUUGUCUUUUACCUGGACAGUGCCUUGAAAAUGGCACCCGCUUGUUUGAGAUAUCGCCUUCUUAAGGCUGAGUGCCUUGCGUUUUUGGGACGUUGUGAUGAAGCCCUGGACAUUGCAGUGGGUGUAAUGAAGCUGGACACGACUUCGGCGGAUGCGAUUUACGUGAGGGGACUGUGCCUGUACUAUACCGACAACCUGGAGAAGGGCAUUUUGCACUUUGAGCGCGCUCUGACCCUUGAUCCGGACCAUUUUAAGUCCAAGCAGAUGCGCAGCAAGUGCAAGCAGCUCAAGGAGAUGAAAGAGAACGGCAAUAUGUUAUUUAAAUCGGGUCGCUAUCGCGAAGCACAUGUCAUCUACACGGACGCCUUAAAGAUCGACGAGCACAACAAGGAUAUCAAUUCGAAACUGCUUUACAAUCGGGCAUUGGUUAACACAAGGAUUGGCAACUUGCGAGAGGCUGUGGCCGAUUGCAAUCGAGUUUUGGAGCUAAACAAGCAGUAUCUGAAAGCCCUGCUGUUGCGUGCCCGGUGCUAUAAUGAUCUGGAGAAAUUCGAGGAGUCGGUGGCCGAUUACGAGACAGCGCUGCAGCUGGAGAAGACGCCCGAGAUCAAGCGACUGCUGCGCGAGGCCAAAUUUGCGCUGAAGAAGUCGAAGCGAAAGGAUUAUUACAAAAUCCUGGGCAUCGGACGCAAUGCAACCGAUGACGAGGUUAAGAAGGCGUACCGCAAGAAGGCAUUGGUCCAUCAUCCCGAUCGACAUGCCAACAGCAGUGCCGAGGAGCGCAAGGAGGAGGAGCUGAAGUUCAAGGAGGUAGGCGAGGCGUACGCCAUUCUGUCUGAUGCGCAAAAGAAAGCACGGUACGACAGCGGACAGGAUAUCGAAGAGCAAGACCAAGCCGACUUUGAUCCUAAUCAAAUGUUCCGCUCGUUCUUCCAAUUCAACGGCGGCCGCCCCGGCCGUGGUCAGAAUACUUCGUUCAAUUUUGAGUUCUAAGAUCCCAGCGUUUUGCUCAGCGCCGCUGACCAUCACUCCCAUUUAUCUGCCUCAUCGGAAGCCAACGACGUGACCCAACAUACAGCAGCGCACAAAUUUAAAACUCUUGCAUUUUUUCCAACAAAAAGAUGAAAUACAUUUUGUUUAUGUUAUAUGAAUGAAAAACAAAACAAAUUCUAUGGAUAUCUGUGAAAAUCAUAUAACAAAAUUACUGGUAUAUUUUCACAUUUUAAAUGUUUCAUUUUUUUUAAGAUCUUUUCGGCGGUAUAAAAUGAAAUGAAAAUAAAAUAUCAAAGAAAUAUGUAAAUUCAAAAUAUAUAUCCAGUUGUUGUUGGAUCCGCCGGCCUGGCGAAUCCUGCGCCUGUGUGCGUUCGUUCAGAUUAUAUAGAAGGAGUAACUGAUUAAUUAAUGAUUAAUGAAAACGUAGCCUUAUUGUAUAACCAAUUUUAUUUGUAUUCAUUAAGCCAGACACUUAAGUUACGUUUCUAAGUUACAAAACACAAACAUAUGCUAAAACAAAACACAAAACAAUCAAAAACCAACUACGCAUGCGAUUUAAUUUUUAUUUUGUGUAAUUAAACGAUGAACAUUAUAGACAAAGUAAAAACAUUAAGUAAAACCGA